CUUCCCAGAGAGCCGGCCAUCGUCACAUGAUAACCGUGAGGAGGAUGCUGCAGCAGGCCCUCAGAGUGUCCGGCCGCAGCGCCUCCCCUCGGCUGAGGUGGAUGGACAGGUGGGCCGAGCCGCAGGCCCUGAGGCCGCUGGACCACAUGCCCGGACCGUCGGUCGCCAGCUUCGCCUGGGACCUGUUCGCCAGGAGGGGGCUGUCACGGCUGCACCAGUUACAGCUGGAAGGACUGCAGCGGUAUGGACCCAUGUGGAAGGCCAGCUUCGGUCCCAUCCUGACAGUUCAUGUGGCUGAUCCAGCGCUCAUUGAGCAGGUACUGAGGCAGGAGGGCCAGCACCCUAUGCGCUCUGACCUUUCCUCCUGGAAGGACUACAGGAAGCUCAGAGGACAUCACUAUGGACUACUGACAUCUGAGGGGGAGGAGUGGCAGUCGGUGAGGAGUCUCCUGGGGAAGCACAUGCUGCCACCAAAAGCAGUGGAAGCUUACGAUAAAACCCUGAACGGUGUGGUCAGUGACCUCAUUGCCAAACUUCGCCUUUGCAGACGAUCUCAGGGCCUCGUCACUGACAUCGCCAGCGAGUUCUAUCGCUUUGGCCUUGAGGGCAUUUCCUCAGUGUUGUUUGAGUCCAGAAUCGGUUGCCUGGAUGAAGUCGUGCCAGAAGAGACCGAGCGUUUCAUCCAGUCGAUCAACACCAUGUUUGUCAUGACGCUUCUCACAAUGGCCAUGCCGAAGUGGUUGCACCAGCUUUUUCCAAAACCCUGGAACAUCUUCUGUCAGUGCUGGGACUACAUGUUUGACUUUGCAAAAGGUCACAUUGACCAGCGUCUGACGGCCGAAGCAGAGAAGGUUGCCCGUGGAGAGGAGGUGGAGGGCCGUUACCUCACCUACUUCCUGUCGCGGACUGGUCUGCCCAUAAAGACUGUCUACAGCAACGUCACUGAGCUGCUUCUCGCAGGAGUCGACACAAUCUCCAGCACCAUGUCCUGGUCAUUGUACGAGCUGUCCCGUCACCCCGAGGUGCAGGCAGCGCUCCGGGACGAGGUGUUGAGGGUGCUGGAGGGUCGAAGCAUACCGGAGGCAGCAGAUGUGGCCCGCAUGCCUCUCCUGAAGGCCACAGUCAAAGAAGUGCUCAGGUUGUACCCAGUUAUUCCUGCCAAUGCAAGAGUCAUCACAGAGAGAGACAUCCAGGUUGGAGGCUACCUCAUCCCUAAAAAUACUCUGAUUACCCUGUGCCACUUUGCAACAUCGCGGGAUCCAGCGGUGUUUACAAAGCCAGAUGAAUUCCAGCCACAUCGAUGGUUGAACAAGGACCAGACUCACCACCCGUAUGCCUCUGUUCCAUUUGGGGUGGGAAAACGCAGCUGCAUAGGUCGUCGUAUCGCUGAGCUGGAACUCUACCUUGCUCUUACCAGGAUUCUCAUAGAGUUCGAUGUGAAGCCGGACCCAGAAGGGAUUUCCGUGAAGCCCAUGACAAGGACACUUCUGGUUCCUGAAAAUGUCAUUAGCCUCCAGUUUAUUGAACGAUGACCCACUAUCCUCUGCUGAUCAGUUACGUGAACGAGAACGUGGGUUUCUUCACAGUAGAGAGUGCUGGCAGACAGAGUUAUCACAGCAGCCGUGAGUCUGUUGUGCGCCGUUAGAGC
Molecule: messenger RNA, 1648 nt
Organism: Anoplopoma fimbria (sablefish)
Lineage: Eukaryota; Metazoa; Chordata; Actinopteri; Perciformes; Anoplopomatidae
Gene: cyp27b1
Product: 25-hydroxyvitamin D-1 alpha hydroxylase, mitochondrial
Exons: 9
Coding region: 27-1532 (501 amino acids)
Biological process (GO): cellular response to peptide hormone stimulus; cholesterol metabolic process; glucocorticoid biosynthetic process
Cellular component (GO): mitochondrial inner membrane
Molecular function (GO): heme binding; oxidoreductase activity, acting on paired donors, with incorporation or reduction of molecular oxygen; iron ion binding
Source: RefSeq, a predicted model, not a curated record